Daucus carota subsp. sativus is the source of this 1463-nucleotide messenger RNA. RefSeq lists its product as uncharacterized. The coding region runs from base 129 to 1199 and encodes 356 amino acids. NCBI's taxonomy places the organism in Eukaryota, Viridiplantae, Streptophyta, Magnoliopsida, Apiales, Apiaceae. The record is from RefSeq and is a predicted model, not a curated record. The transcript is spliced from 9 exons.
UUUGCUACUCCACAAGCAAGACAAGGCAGCGUUUGGUUACUCGCUUCUCUAUAAAUACUAUAACAACAAAGUGAUGCGUUACUAAUAUUCACCCAGCACUUCAAAAUCUAAGCCAUAUCAUAUCGGAGAUGGAAGUGCCGGGAAGUUACCGUAGCGGCCUCGACGAGUCGUAUCGGCCCUUACCUUCUGUUUACAUGGCUUUCAUGAUGAUCUGGUCUUUCUCCGCUGUUUUUUGGGCUGUGAACACUUAUAAAUCGCGGUAUUUUCAGACAAAUAACUUGCAAUGGGUGCUUGCAUCAGUCCCGUUACUCAAAGCCUUGCAACUAACUCUGUCGUUCCUGUUCUGGUACUCUUGCUUUUAUUUUCAGACAUGCUCUCUUUGGAUUUCUUUCGGAGUUUAUGUUACUGGAAUACUGUUUCAAACAGCUUCGUUUGUCUCGUUCUUUCUCAUUUCUCAUGGGUACUGUAUUAUGUGUGAGCGUCUUUCUGUGCUUGAACGCAGAACUAUGGCAGCACUAGGAUGCGUGUUUUAUCUGAUUCUAGUUGGUCAUAGAGCUUCUGUACCUUACUUCACAGCGCUUCUGGUGAUUAAUUAUUUCAUUUUGUUCUAUGUGAUAUUCCAUCAUACAUCUCAAAACCUAUCAGUUCUGCGUGAGCAGUUAAUGUAUAUAAUAGAUGACGAUGUCCAUGCGAUGCGUGAUGCAAUUUAUACAAAGUACAUGAUGUUUAGAAAAUUCCAAGGUGCUAUGCAGAUUGUAGCUGUGGCAGAAAUAGCAAUUUUCAUUAACAUGGGCGAUUCUCUGGAAAAUUACUGGUUUCGCUUGUUAAUACGAGAAUGGUCACAAUUUUGCAUCUUUCUUUACAUCGGAUGGACUUUCUGGCCACAAGAAUUGGCACCGCGUUUUUCUGUUAUGCCGACUUUAAAGUCUAAAGGGGAGAUAAUGAUGCCUCCUAUCUACAGCAUUGAAAUGGAUGCUACUAGAUUUAAAGAUUUCAGUUCUCAUCAAUGGCAAAUUGGCGUGCCCACUUCUUUCCGUGACAGGGGAUUAAAGGAUUCAAUUCUAAUUGUAGUUCAACACCCCCAUGCCUAUCAGCCAACUUUAGUAAACUCUAAAUCACCAUCUCCGGUUGCUGUGGCUAAUUGUAACCCAGACGGGAGCACAAAUUCUUCAUAUGAGGUCCAUGAUCAGAAACAGUAACUUUUAGAAUGCACUGGUGAGGAGUAUUCUACCAGACAAGCUUAAGCUGCACUUGCUGAGACGACCUUGACACUGUAGAGUAGCUAUCCUUAUUUAGUACACAUCUGUCUUGUUAUAGGAAUACGUAGGCAAUGCUGAAAAAUCUAUUUUACCUUGGUUAAAAUGCAGCCAUUGUAUAUACUAUAUCUUUAUACUAUUAUUGAUGAUAAACAGAAUUGUACAUAUUCCCCAAGCUUUAACCCAGAGUCUUUAGUUAUGAUUCUU